AUGCCCAUUCCUACUAUCAAUGGUAAGGUAUGCCAAUUCAUCAUCGAUUCAAGAAGUAGUGAGAAUGUGACUGCAGAAUCAGCUGUACCAAAACGUAAUCUUGAAAUCGAGCCUCAUCCCUCUCCUUAUAAACUCGGCUGGCUUCAUCAAGGCAACGAGUUAAUAAUCACACGUCGAACUCUUGUUCAAUUCUCUGCUGGGAACACUUAUAAAUACCAAAUUUAUUGCGAUCUUGUUCCAAUGGAUGCGUGUCACCUACUACUGGGACGUCCUUGGGAAUUCAAUCAUCGAGUGAUUCAUGACGGGUUCCUCAACACCUACACGUUUCGCUUCAAUGACCGAACCUUCACUCUCAAGCCAACAAAUCCAUCGGUUCCUGAACAACCUGCAGAAACAACAUCAUCUCCAAAACCGGUUCUCUUCCUUCAACGCUACCCAUUUGAAACGGCUAUGCGGGAAGAUAGAGUAGUCUUCAUCUUCCUCACCAAACCAGUAUCUCCUGACCGCUUUCACAACGUCCCACCGGCGUUUACAUAUCUCGUUCAUGAGUUUGCUGAUGUUUUUCCCGAUGAUCUUCCUGAAGGAUUACCGCCUCUUCGUGAUAUCCAACAUCAUAUUGAUUUUAUUCAUGAUGCCACUUUGCCGAACAGGGCCCAUUAG
This is a messenger RNA of Brassica oleracea var. oleracea, 660 nucleotides long. RefSeq lists its product as uncharacterized. The record is from RefSeq and is a predicted model, not a curated record. NCBI's taxonomy places the organism in Eukaryota, Viridiplantae, Streptophyta, Magnoliopsida, Brassicales, Brassicaceae. Bases 1 to 660 code for a protein of 219 amino acids. The transcript has a single exon.